Prorocentrum cordatum is the source of this 2019-nucleotide messenger RNA. The record is from the annotation of a GenBank genome assembly. NCBI's taxonomy places the organism in Eukaryota, Dinophyceae, Prorocentrales, Prorocentraceae.
AGGGCCGCCGUUCCCGCCCCCGCCGCCCUCGCCCAGAGCCAACCCUUCCGUGUCAGAGGAGAAUACUUAGCUGUAUCGGUACUUGUUGGUUUCUCCAAUCUCGGCCAUGGGCGCCCCCGACAGUUCGUGGGACGCCUCCCAGUGGGCAGCUCGGAAGGAGCCGGAGUUGCCGCAGGCGACGAAGGUGUCCGAGCCGGGCCACCGGGAACCCCGCGUGCUCUGCCGCGCCGCCGAGCAGCGCUUCCAGGACGACUCGGGCAAACGGAGCUUCAAGUUCUUCCUGGCCUACAUUGGGGUGCAGAUACUGUACCUCGGCUUCUACUUCGCGGCCGCCCAGAACAGCACGCUCAACUACGUGCCGCUGCUGGCAGACUCUGUGAUGCUAACGCUUCACUGCGGCGUGGUCCUGGUCAAGCUGAACCAGCAUCUCAAGGAGUCCGGGAAGUACAGGUGGUCCAUCGCCCUGGCCCUCCUCGCGGACGCCGUGCUGUUCGCCAUCGCAGACCCCGUUGUGGAGGUCGAGAUCGAGGCGCACCUGGAGAUGGGCACCUUCUUCGAGAAGUUCGGCGGGCUCCCCACCUUGCAGUCGACCUCGCUGCCGCACCCCUACAAGUCGAACCUCGUCUUCCAGUUCCACUGCCUCUACAUGACCCUGAUGGUACUGUCUUUCAGCUGGUCGCUGAAGGUGAUGCCAGUCUGCAUGUUGGUGUACUCGACGAUCGUCGUCAUCUCUUUCCAGAGCCGCUACGACUCCUAUGAGGUGGAGGGCUUCGAUCCCACGCAGGACAGAGAGGAGGUGUACAUAGAGACAGUCUUGAUGUGGUGGACUCUGUUGCUCGGCCUGUUCGCCAAGUGGUCUCUGGAACAGGCGCAGCGCCCCCUCUUCCUGGCCCUGGAGUCCGGGAAAGACGAGAUCAUCCGGGAGAAGGUCAAGCGGUGCAAUGCCGAGUACCGGGCCUCGGGCCUCCUGGACAAGAUGAACAAGGUCAUGCAGCAGGCCUCCUAUGCCAAGCUGGAGGACGUGUCCGAUGGGUUCCCAGUUUUCCCAGCCCCGCCGGGCGCGUCCUCCUCGGUCCACAGCGCCCCGGUCAGGGCUCACCCGAAGCGGGCGUGCAAGAGUCGUGCCGACAAGGACGCGGGCCCCUGCGACUCCGGAGACUGCCUGCCGGCCAGCGCCUCCGUCUGGAUCGAGAACCAGGCGAUGCCGCAGCGCCUGGGCACCGUGCGGCAGGGCCAGCGCGUGCUGUGCUACGACAACCUCCUGAGGGGGCUGAAGUACACAGACAUCCUGGACGUGAGCGUCGCGGCGGGCUCCGAGUGCACCGACUGGGUGACGGUGCGUCUCAAGGACGGCACGCGGCUGGAGAUGACCCCCAACCACCCCGUGGAGUGCUUCUCCACCGCGGACAGGGGCUCCUCGCCCGGGAGGUGCAUCCCGGCUGGAGCGGUGCAGGCGGACAGGGACGCCAUCAUAGUGCUCAAGACCGUUCUUGUGCCCGUCAGCAGCGUCCACAGGAACGCGCCGGAUCCCGCGGCCGACGAAGACAGCUCGCGGGAGUGGAUCAACCUCAUGGUGCAGCACCCUGAUCGCCACACCGUCUUCGUCGCGGACGGCUGCGAUGCAACACGCGGUGCCAUGGCCGUUGGGACGCCCGCCUUCUCCCAGGGUGGCCACCACGGCAUAUGCGUGAAGCACUCGUUCCUCCAAGUGGAGGAGGACGCCGCCACCAGCGAGAACGUCAGCAGCAGGCGUACGGUCUCCGCCCCAGACCUCGAGCUGACCCAGAACCAGCGCAGGAUUCCGAGCACGAGCUCACCGCACGACCUGGAGGACUCGGCGGCGCAACAACAAGAGACCCGGAGGACAUGGAGCUCAGCGACAGCCCCGCUCGCGCCCCGCUGGGGACCCUGAAGCUUCUGGCCUCGCUCGUGGGCGAGGCGGUGCUGCCCCCGCGGAGGUUUGGUGCGCAGGAGGUCCCCGCCGCGGUGACCAGCACGGCCAGCAGCUCGCACGGGUCG